AGGGAACGUGGCGGGGACUCGAGUGUUGAAUCCGUCCGGAGAAUGAGCGGCGCCGUGUCAGACAGAGAGAAAAAAAGAGACGACGAGGCAGCGUCUUAGUGUGAGGAACGGGAGGAUAACCGAGGGGUAGAACCGGGGGCCCUGAGGAUUGACUUUCUCCUCUGGUGCCUGUGUGGGAAGUGCCACACACUCUCCAAACCAACAACGGCUUUUGCAUGCAUUUUCCAGUGUUUCUUUUGUCAGCGAGUGCAGCAAAGUUGUAAUUCUUCAAGUGCCAGCCCAGAGCUGAGUGAAGAUCCACCAGCAGACAUGGUGAAGAUGACAAAAUCAAAAACUUUCCAGGCUUACCUGCCAAAUUGCCACAGAACGUACAGUUGUAUUCACUGUAGGGCACAUUUAGCCAACCACGAUGAGCUGAUAUCCAAGUCAUUUCAGGGAAGUCAAGGGAGAGCCUACCUCUUUAAUUCAGUGGUGAAUGUGGGAUGUGGUCCAGCAGAAGAGAGGGUUCUUCUAACAGGACUGCACGCAGUGGCUGAUAUAUACUGUGAGAACUGUAAAACUACCCUCGGCUGGAAAUAUGAGCAUGCCUUUGAGAGCAGUCAGAAAUACAAGGAAGGCAAAUUUAUCAUUGAACUGGCUCACAUGAUAAAAGACAAUGGCUGGGAGUGAGCUCCAUGCACUGCCCUACUUCAGGUUAUGUCUGUGAUUUGUACAUUACAGAUGAUGUGAAUUAUUAACCUGUGGAACUCAUUUUGGGCAAGUUGAAAAAAAAUGUUGCUGAACUUUAGGAAAAAAACUAAAAACCUAACCUCACAGACUUGAAGAGCAACUGAUGGACAUAUUCUGGCUCCUCUGAGUGUCCAAAUAAGGGUUUUCCUCCUUUUUACACCUUCUCUUCUCCUCUUAUAAAUGUAUUCUUCUUGUGUGUGGACAUUUGUGAAACCCUAUUGCUGCUGCUGUAGGAGUCUGCAAUGCAUUUGAAGAGAUUUUCCCAAUAUGGCAAAUUUCUCAAGGUGCAAGUUCAAGAGACACAAUUCACCUGUGAAUACCUUAAUGUUGAUUUCGCUUAUACUUUCCUGCAUGCAUAAGCUCUGCGCUUUUCCUCCGGAUUCCACAUGCUGGCAGACCAAUUGUGAAACUAAGGAAAUCAUUUUGCUCUAGACGGGAAGAACAAGAAUCCUACACGCUCAGUUGGUUUUUGUAUCCUCACCAUUUGCAGCCAGGAGCAGUGCAAUGGGUUCCAUGCAUUAGGCAAAUGAGGAGGAGGAGCAGAAGAAGUAGAAGUUACUGUACUUUUCAAGGUGUUCCCUAAAGGUUCAAGACUUCACGCCCUUUACUGUUGGAUGAAGCUUAUUGAAGACAUGGCGGCUUUCACCCAUGUAGUUUUCUAUUUACAAAUAUUUCUGUAAUGGAAGAGUCAGAGACUCUGAAAUUCCAGACUAAAUGCAGGUUUAUGUAUCUACUUGUGACAUUUCAAGGAAAUCCCAAAGCAGAGUACUAAUGGGGAGUGGCUAGAUUGCAGGGAAAUAUGGAACAAUCCCUAAGCUACCAGGAAAGAACAGACGGCCAUUGCAUUAUUGGUGCCCCAUAUUAAAUCAUAUGGUAAAUAUAGACAAUGACUCUCAAUAUGUGUUAUGGCAGGUUCCAUAAACCAUUCAGCAUUUAAUUGAAUGCACUGGACAAAGAGGGCAAAGGAAAUAAGUUAUUUAUGGUGGUUCUGCUUCUUUUUGCACACAAGCAUUUUAGGAAAUUUUCCAUUCAGCACAUUGACAUCGCUUAGCCCUAAACUAUUGGAACCCCCAUUGAUUCCUGCGUAGCCAUGAAUCAAGUCUAUAUUUGGGUGUGGGUGGUUUGCUGGUUAAAUCAUAUCCUACAAAAUGUUUUAAGAAAUAUUAAGGAACAAUAAUAUAGAGGACUCUAUAAAAAUUAAGUACCCGGAUUAUUUAUUAUAAGUGCACAACUGCAGUCACGAUCAGAGGAGGAAAUAUGGGAUUUAUUCUCACAAUUGAUGCACCAUUUUGCACACUUGCAGCAGUGUCUUGCUGUCUAUGAUGUGCCCCAUUAACUUCGUCUCCCCACAGUUCUUCCUCUCCAUAUAUAUAUAUAUAUAUCUGACACAUGACAUACUUGGUUUAAGUCCUCCGUAGCCCUGACGUUUUUCCCACAGUUUUUUUUUUUAAAGAGUAAAACUUGGGAAAUAUUGACUAUUCUGUGUUUCUUUAUAGGGCGAUAUAAAGUUAUCCAGCCACUGGAAGCAUUAAGGGAGACUUAACAGAAAUAUGUAUGUAAUAUGUCUGUGACGGCCAUUUAUUUUUUUAUUCUACACUACAUUUACUGUGAGCACUUUCGACUAAAUGAUUUAAUGGGAAUCCUUGCAAUAGAAAUUUUUUUUUCCCCAGAUAUUACUUAUAUAACUGUUUCAGCAACCUCUGAAGCAGCGCUGCUUAAUACAUAUCUAGCCCAACUGCACUUUAUGCUUGUGAAUUCUGUACGACUAGAGACUGAAGGCAAACCUCUUUUUUCAGUGCAUUGUAUAUUCAGAUAUCUUGAAUAGCCGCUUGGGUUUACUUUUGGGUAAUGGUGUGGUUGAACAUAUAAUUUGUGAGCAACCAUCCUAUGAAGGUUGUUAGUUACCCCCUUAACAGAAUUUAGGAUUAAGUUCCAAACGCAGCUCUUCCUUGAGCCAGAACCAUCCGGGUCUCAUGCUUUGUAUUUCCGGGAUGUGGGAUGUUCUCUCAACAUAGAAUAACAGAGGACCUUGACUGCUUUCUGUCUCGGGAUAAAUCAUUCUUUACUUUCUGGGUGGUUUCCAGUCUCUUUAAGUAGCAGCUGAGCUAUUUAUACAUAUGGAGUGCCUAGAAAAAUGUAUAUUGAUGCCUUAGCUGUGAGACAGGAGUGGUCAUGUUGCUUUCUAGAUCACAUGCAGACUCUGGUAUCUGCUUCUAUAGCACUGGGACCUCCCUUCAGCCCAUUCUUUGCACAUCCCCAUAGCACACAUCAGCCACCAUAGAAACCACUUCUUGCCUCCACUAUAAAAUCCCAGUAUAAACAUGACUCCCACUUCAGGCAAUUUAUAAAUAUAUAUAUAUAUAGGUCAGUCUGGCUACUGAUCUUUACUUUGUGUGUGUGUAUGAUUUAUUUUUUCUAUUUGUUUGUUUCCAGACAUUUGCAUAAGGAUCAAAGUAUAUAAAUUACAAAAUGAAAGGGGAAGUAAAAGCAUUUUCCAUCUAACCAGUUUUUGUACAUACAGUAAUAAGGAUAAUAUUUAAGUUUGUGUUCCUGUGGUGAAAUUGCUUUUCUGUUUAUUUUUUUGUUAUACUUUUUUUCCAUACUUUUUAUGAUUAUUGUAGCUACUUAACCUAUUUGUGUAUAUGUUCUUUUUAUAUAAAUAUAUAUGUGUGUGUGUUUGUAUAAACUGUAUGGAAACCCUAUUGUGGAAGCUGUUUCUUCUCUGUUUGGAGUUAGAAGCUGCUCAGUGCCCCCCGCUGAUUGUGGGAAGCUUCUGACUCCCCAAGCACUUUACUACACAACAUUACAUGUGCCCUAACAAACGAUGGAAUAUAGAAUACUGUCAUUUAACAGCAAUGUCUCCGAGCUUUCAAUGUUCUUUUUGAAGCAACAACUCUGAGUGUUUCCCAGCAAUGAGAGGCAUGUAAAGCAACUGAUCCCUCUGACUAUGCUGGGAGGUACAGCAGAAAAAAUGGAUUUGCUUUCCAAGUCCUCAUGUGUUGUAGAGACUUGUACUGCUACCAAAUUUAAGAAGCAUCAUAAUCUUACCCCUAUAUAUGCCAAGAUGGUGGUUUCUCCCUCUGUCAGUCUGUUUGUGCACGAGCCAGACCUUCUCUAACAUCUCCCUGACUGUCAUGUUUAGUGAAUACUCUACUUGGCAAGUUAUGCCAUUGUGAGCUUUAUCUCCAGUAAUUGCUGCUCUUACAAACAGUAUUGAACUCCUUCAGUGCCAGACCAGUACCAGCCACCAGCUGAGUAGAUUGCAGACAAUUCUUUGUUUAAUAAAAGUUACUGGUGGGAUUGUCACUCUCUACCUCUGUCUGUCAGUCCCCUCCCCAGAUAGAACAGUCUCCCAGUGCUCCACUCGUGUAUUUCUCUCCUACCCCAGGGACCAGCAACAAGCUGCAAGGUGCUUAUUUUCCCUCCCACUGGAACUAGUCCACAACAGCUGCUAUAGUCAGUCAGAGACGGGGAGAUUGUGGCCUCCUGUAAAUAUUCUCUGACUAUUUGCUUUAACCUUGGUGAAGUGCAACAUCCUGUUACCCACUUUGCACUGACCCGUUGCCUCUCUAUUUAGGUACUGGGCUGAUAUAGGCUACAGCAAAUGGGAAGUCAAGUAUUUGUAAACUCAUCUUUUCAUCUUUUUCUAUUGUAGCCCUCUCUUUGCCUAAGAGCAAAGGCAACCCCCCCCUCAAACAUAUUUUGGCUCAGCAUAAAACUGAACAACAAGCAUCAAUUGUGACCUAAUCACUUUCACAGCAUCCAGGCCUUAAGUCACAGGGGUAUAUUUAUCAAAGAGUGAAGUUAGAGAUCGCCCCAGUCCACUACAGUGAAAUUCUGCCACUCCCCAUUCGUUUCUAUGGGAUUUUGAAAGGUGUAUUUGUCAAAGGAUGAAUUUUCACUCGUUGAUAAAUACUCUUUUAAAAAUCUCAUAGAAAUAAAUGGAGAGUGGUGGAAUUUCACUAGUGGACUGUGGCGAUCACUAACUUCACUCUUUGAUAAAUAUUCCCCACUAUGUGUAUCUGUAACCGAGUGUGUGUUAAACGCCUGCAGCGCAGAGCUCUAACACCCACAGCUAGAGAAGGAGUGGGACGUGUCUUUGUCAUACGUUUCUGAGGGGAAGCCAUUGCUUCUCAGUGCAUCGCACACUUCACUUUCUUUACACCUGAUUUUUUUUUUUAAGCUGAAAUAGCUUUGCUGUUCUGUCCUAGCAAUAUUGUACAACACUUGUGUGACUGUUUCACGUUGUUGUAUUCUAUUUGAGGUAUAACAAUAAAAGGCUUUAAUCAGCUCUGGACUGUU
Messenger RNA from Xenopus laevis (African clawed frog), 5031 nucleotides. RefSeq names its product yippee like 1 L homeolog (gene ypel1.L). Gene Ontology annotation, molecular function: zinc ion binding. The record is from RefSeq and is marked provisional. Lineage: Eukaryota; Metazoa; Chordata; Amphibia; Anura; Pipidae.